UUUCCGCCCGGAGGUGUGAGUGUCGCAGCCCUUAAGAAGCAAGGACCGCCACACGCCAUUGUAUGAAUUUGUUGCAAGUCUUUUUCGUUUAAUUUUAUUAAGAAUUUAUGCACAGUUAGAUUUAACAGUCCACUGUUAAAUCAUCGACUCCCGAUUUUAAGGAAAAACGUUUUAUUUACAAGUAAGGACAUGGCAACAGAUUCGUGGGCCCAGGCUGUCGAUGAACAAGAAGCCGCUGCGGAAUCGAUAAGCACCUUGCAAAUAAAUGAAAAAGAUGACAAGCCGAAAGCUGAAGCAAAUGGAGCAAAGACAGAAGGAAAUGGCAAUAAAACAGAAGGAAAUGGCAAUAAGACAGAAGGAAAUGGCAGUAAAACCGAGGAAGAUGAUAAAGACGACAAGGCAGCACAGUCACUGUUGAAUAAACUGAUCCGCAGUAAUCUAGUGAACACGACCAAUCAAGUUGAAGUCCUCCAGAGGGAUCCGAGCUCUCCACUGUACUCGGUCAAGUCAUUUGAAGAGCUGCGAUUAAAACCUCAGCUGUUGCAAGGAGUGUACGCCAUGGGUUUCAACAGGCCCUCCAAAAUCCAGGAGACUGCAUUGCCCAUGAUGCUCGCAGAACCUCCACAGAAUCUCAUCGCUCAGUCUCAGUCAGGCACGGGUAAAACGGCUGCCUUUGUGCUGGCCAUGUUAAGUCAUGUGGACCCUGAAAACAAAUGGCCUCAGUGUCUGUGUGUGUCUCCCACGUAUGAGCUGGCUCUGCAGACAGGCAAGGUCAUUGAGCAGAUGGGGAAGUUUUACCCUGAAGUCCAACUAGUGUAUGCCAUCAGAGGAAACAAAUUGGAGCGGGGAACAAGACUACAGGAGCAGGUCGUGAUUGGCACUCCGGGAACUGUUUUGGAUUGGUGCCAAAAGCUCAAAUUCAUCGACCCCAAGAAGAUCAAAGUGUUUGUGCUGGACGAGGCUGAUGUCAUGAUCGCUACACAGGGCCAUCAAGACCAGAGUAUUCGCAUCCAGAGGAUGCUUCCUAAAACUUGCCAGAUGCUCCUGUUCUCUGCCACAUUUGAAGAAACUGUGUGGAACUUUGCGAAGAGGAUCGUUCCUGACCCCAACAUUAUUAAACUGAAGCGUGAGGAGGAGACUCUGGACACCAUCAAGCAGUAUUAUGUCAUCUGCAACAGCAAGGAGGAGAAGUUCCAGGCUUUGUGCAACAUCUAUGGAGCCAUUACUAUCGCACAGGCCAUGAUCUUCUGCCACACCAGGAAAACGGCCGGCUGGCUGGCAGGAGAGCUGUCCAGAGAAGGCCACCAGGUGGCGCUGCUCAGCGGAGAGAUGCAGGUGGAACAGAGGGCAGCGGUCAUCGAGCGCUUCCGUGACGGCAAGGAGAAAGUCCUUGUUACCACUAAUGUCUGUGCUAGAGGUAUUGAUGUGGAGCAAGUUUCAGUGGUCAUCAACUUCGAUCUGCCAGUGGAUAAGGAUGGCAACCCUGACAAUGAGACGUAUUUGCACAGAAUCGGGCGCACUGGGAGGUUCGGCAAGAGAGGGUUGGCGAUCAACAUGGUGGACAGCAGAUUUAGCAUGAACAUCCUCAACCGCAUCCAGGAGCACUUCAAUAAGAAAAUCGAGAAGCUGGACACAGAUGAUUUGGAUGAAAUUGAGAAAAUCGCUAACUGAGCGUCCGUCUUUGUUCUUCAAAUAGGACUGUGCUCACGCUACAUUUUAAUUCGGAGGCUGGAAGGGCUGUGCCAGAGAGGAUGUUUACACGUGCAGCAGUUUUAUCUCAGAUGGUGUUUUUAAUCACGUUUCACUCUUUGUACUUGUUAAUAAAUUUUGAAUGUGUAGUCUGAACAACACUUGUAG
This is a messenger RNA of Rhinichthys klamathensis goyatoka, 1857 nucleotides long. It is a transcript of the gene ddx19b, whose product is annotated as DEAD-box helicase 19b. The transcript has 12 exons. NCBI's taxonomy places the organism in Eukaryota, Metazoa, Chordata, Actinopteri, Cypriniformes, Leuciscidae. Gene Ontology annotation, molecular function: ATP binding; RNA binding; RNA helicase activity. Gene Ontology annotation, cellular component: nucleus; cytoplasmic stress granule. The coding region runs from base 190 to 1671 and encodes 493 amino acids. The record is from RefSeq and is a predicted model, not a curated record. Gene Ontology annotation, biological process: poly(A)+ mRNA export from nucleus.